UCUGCCGUUGCUUUUUUCAGUUUGCCGAAAUGAAGUCUGUGAGGAUUUUGUGCGUCUGUCUCCUGACUGUAUCUGCAGUUAUAGGAAAUGAAAAGUGUCCAGGAGUCACAGUAGUUAUCUCAGAAGAAAGUGAUGUCAUCUUACCCUGCUCCCUCAGGACCAAUCAGAACCUUGAACAAAAGCUGUUUGAUUGGAGGAAAAAAGCACCAAAUAAACAGGAGGUGUUCAUGUAUGAUGGAGGCCUUCAUUACAAUAAUGGACGUCGAGGUCAAGACGAGCACUUCAGAGGACGGGUCUCACAUUUUCCACAAGAGCUGCAGUUUGGUAACGCCUCCAUCAUCAUCAUCAGAAACACCACGGUGGCUGACAGUGGAGUCUACACCUGUGAUUUUCCACAUCUGCAGCCACAACAAAGAUUCUGCAUUAAACUUGUUGUUGAACUGACCUUGAAAGAUCGAUCAGGAGAAAUCCCAGGUGCAGCUCCGAAGCCGUUUGUUGGGAUCCUGAACAUCAGCGAGGACGAGGCGCUGCUGAAGUGUGAGGUCAGAGGUGCUUCUCCAAAGCCUAAAGUAGAGUGGAGGGACAGCGAUGGGAACAUCCUUCCUGCUGAGGAGCCACAGGUGUCACACACAGGAGAGCGCUAUGACAUCACCCUCCUCACCACGGUGACCAGGACAAACAGCAGCCUCUUCCACUGUGUAGCCACACAGGAGGAGAUGGGCCAUGUGACCCGUGAUCAGAUCGACGUGCGUUACUGUGAGAAAACGUCUGAGGUGAAGUCCUGCUGUGGAGUCGGUGUGUUCAUAGCUUUGUGGUUUUCUGGAGUUCUGACUGUGGCUGCAGCUCUGGCUGCAUCUGUAGCUGCAAAGUGCAUCAGAAAACACAAGAAAGCUUCUCAGAGAAACCAGAGAGACGAUCCUUCUAAGAAAGCUUGUAACGGUGACACUGAGCUGCCACUUCACUCACAAACCGUUUAACAUCACAGCUGUAGUGUGUUUGUGUGGCGGGGGG
Molecule: messenger RNA, 1011 nt
Organism: Oreochromis aureus
Lineage: Eukaryota; Metazoa; Chordata; Actinopteri; Cichliformes; Cichlidae
Product: CD276 antigen homolog
Exons: 6
Coding region: 30-977 (315 amino acids)
Source: RefSeq, a predicted model, not a curated record